AUGGUCUCUCUUCAAUCCUUGGCCCUUAUCCUUGUCCUUUACGGGCUGGGAACACAGGCAGCACCAGCCCAGGAAGGACAGGCAGUUGAGCAUCAUGAAGAAGUCUCCAUCUUAGACUUAGUUCGCAAUGGCAAAGUCACGGAUAGUGGCACUGUCAUUGUGACAUACAAGCACGAAUUGCCUGAACCGAACCGGGAUGACACCUAUGAGGUUGACGGCAUCACCUUCUACGGUUUCCCAGGAGGAGUCGAUGUCCAUCCUGAGUUCUGGGAAGAACGUAACAUCUCUUUCCCCGAUACAGCCAACUCCUCCAGCCUAGAGGCUAGACAGAGUUAUAUUACCUCGUGUGAACCUUGCAAAUGCACUUACAACAAACAGGUUUACUAUGAAUGGCAAACUCAGAACUGGAAUGCGGUCCAGGGCAAUACGCAUCAGCUCUCUGACUCCCUCUGCCCGCCCGGCAGCAUUUCGAAGACUUGGACUAAGUCAUGGUCUCACCAAAUUUCUGUCCAAGCAGGCCCAGACCUCAAAAUUGGCGCAGGCAUACUCGAAAAAUUUGCCAUUCGCGCUGGCUACUCCUAUACCUGGGGGAAGGCUGUGGCAACAGCUUACAGUGUCUCCUGGACCACGCCCGGUCAGCAACAUCCUUUCAUUGAAACAUUCCGACCAAACAUUUUUGUGGUGAAUGGAAUUGCUCGGGCCCAUUAUGUUGAUCACUACUACAACAACAUGGCGUGCGGUGUUAGCGAUUGGAGUCACAUAAACCUCCAUCUGCCACUGGUCAACAAGGACAAUAAUGACUGCCUACAGGAUUCCAGCUCAUGUGGUGCUGCCGGUACCUACGACUCUUGCUUCUAUAUCGGAAAGUAUGCCAAAACCUUAUGCCCUGGUCGGAACCUUGGUGCGACUCCUGUGGGCCGCGAGUGCCCGAAUUACCUUUAUCCUGCUCCUUUCAACAACCCGGCGAAAAACUGA
This is a messenger RNA of Aspergillus novofumigatus IBT 16806, 975 nucleotides long. RefSeq lists its product as uncharacterized. Lineage: Eukaryota; Fungi; Ascomycota; Eurotiomycetes; Eurotiales; Aspergillaceae. The transcript is spliced from 6 exons. Bases 1 to 975 code for a protein of 324 amino acids. The record is from RefSeq and is a predicted model, not a curated record.